CUCUAUUUCUUCUUCUCUGUUCCAGCAAAACGAUAUCAAUCAAGGUGAUAGAUGAUGAGGAGUAUGAGAAAAACAAGACCUUCUACCUAGAGAUCGGGGAGCCCCGGCUGGUGGAGAUGAGUGAGAAGAAAGCGCUGUUAUUGAAUGAGCUUGGUGGCUUCACCAUCACAGGCAAACCUGUCUUCAGGAAGGUACAGGCUAGAGAGCGUCCUCUUCCUUGCACCGUGGUCACCAUCCGAGAGGAGAACGAAGAGAAGCAGCCACUGACCAGCAAGGAGGAGGAAGAGCGUCGAAUCGCAGAGAUGGGUCGCCCUGUCCUGGGGGAGCACACCAAGCUUGAAGUCAUCAUUGAGGAAUCCUAUGAAUUCAAGAACACUGUGGACAAGCUCAUUAAGAAGACAAACCUGGCCUUGGUGGUUGGCACAAACAGCUGGAGAGAGCAGUUUAUUGAGGCUAUUACUGUCAGCGCGGGGGAAGAUGAUGAUGACGAUGAAUGUGGGGAGGAGAAGCUGCCCUCCUGCUUUGACUACGUGAUGCACUUUCUGACCGUCUUCUGGAAGGUCCUUUUUGCCUUCGUACCCCCGACAGACUACUGGAAUGGCUGGGCCUGCUUCGUUGUCUCCAUCCUCAUGAUUGGCAUCCUGACAGCAUUCAUUGGUGACCUGGCAUCCCACUUCGGCUGCACCAUCGGCUUGAAGGACUCCGUCACUGCAGUUGUGUUUGUGGCACUGGGGACAUCAGUGCCAGACACGUUUGCCAGUAAAGUAGCAGCAACACAGGACCAGUAUGCGGACGCCUCCAUCGGGAACGUCACCGGGAGCAAUGCUGUGAACGUUUUCUUGGGCAUCGGAGUGGCCUGGUCCAUCGCAGCCAUCUACCACGCAGCACAUGGACAAUCCUUUGAAGUCUCACCCGGCACUCUGGCCUUCUCCGUCACUCUCUUCACUAUUUUUGCUUUUAUCAGUGUGGGCGUGCUGCUCUACCGGAGGAGACCCGAAAUUGGAGGUGAGCUAGGUGGGCCGCGGACUUCCAAGCUGCUCACAUCCUCACUCUUUAUCCUCCUCUGGCUCUUGUACAUAUUCUUCUCAUCUCUGGAAGCCUACUGCCACAUAAAAGGCUUCUAAAGGAACAAUCAGAGAUAGUAAAUAUAUGUAUAUCUAUAUGUAUCUAUAUAGAGCAAUAUAUAGGUAUAGAUAUAGAUAUAAAGCUGUGUAUAAUGAACAGAGAAAGAAUAAAAGAGAUUUGCCAUGUUCACACACCUGCUGAUGGAAAGCAGCUUUGGAGCGUCCUAUGAACUAGGCAGGACCCCAAAGUCGGCUGGACCCCUCCUCAGGGGUCCCUUCUUUGCAACUCUACCAUUGAGAGCAGCCGGCAGCCCCUGAGCCCUUUCCCAUUGCUCCCACUGACUCCGGGAGGAUGGAUGCGAAGGCAACUGGGUGAGUCGGCACAGGGAAGGCCGAACAGCUGGCUAGAAGUGGGCAAGGAAAGGAGAGCAAGGGUCCCGACCUCCGAUCAUCCUCCGUCUGCCUUCGCCACUUGGGAACAUCUCCUCCGGCCCUAUUGGAAAGAAGCGAGAGACCAGACUGAAGACAAGGGGAAAUUGGGAGCCUCCUAAGAAUAGAACACAACCAUUUUCAUCAUUUGAUUUUUUUUUUUUCAUUUUGACGUGUGUACAAUUAGCAUUCCUCCCUUUCUCCCCGCUCCAUUUUCCCCUUUCCCCAUGUUCUCCGUGCUUUGGGGACGCAGCCACAUGUCUGGUGUCCUGAGCUGAGGUCCCACCUCAUCCUUCCCUGGGCAUGCUGUCAUGGUACUAGUAACAUUUGCAUGAACAAAACGAUCCCUAGCUGUAUAUAGCAUCCUAUAGUGAUAGUCCUUCCAGAUGUGUGGGUUGAGCAUUGCUGAUACAAGUGUUUUCUUUUCACCUGGUUUUAUUUAUUAUAGUUAGUUUAGUUUCUCCCAUAGGUUUGAGGUUUUUUGUUGUUGUUGUUGUUGUUCUUUGGUUGUUUGUUUCCUCUUCCACAGGGAGUGACAGGAGGGAAAGCUUUCCCCACUCCCUGCUCUGUGCAUGUGUCCCCAAGAAGCAAAAACAGCCACAUGAACAUAGGUUUUCUGUGUUCUUGGAGGCCAACUGGCAGCCCUCGUUUCAGGAUCUGUCCCUGGGGUUGCUCCUUCCCCACAGCCAUUUGGAAUAAUUCAGCACAAGGGCUGUAAGGAGUUCUCCUCGUGCCACAUUGGGGCACAGCCCUGGCACAGAGGUGAGGGGCUGGUGAGCAGGGUGACAGGGAGGAGGCAGAGCAAGGGAUGUGUCUGGCACGUGCCCCUUCUGAAACCAAUGGAAGGGGCACAACAGGGCCACUUCAGGAUGCCCGCAGUGUCUGGGGGAUGUCCCCUACCUGCGCUUCCCACCAGCCAUACCAGUGGCCCAGCAUGUGCAUCCACUGGUGAGCUCCUCCAACCUGGCUGGAAUGCACCUCUGCACCAUAACCCUUGGGCUGGGGUAUUUGUAUCCAUUGUGAACAAUCUGCAGGAACUUCAAUGAACCUGUUGUAAGAGUUUCUCCAGGAGUCUGAAGAUUUUUUUUUCCUUGUCAAUCCUCUUCUCACUUUUGAAGGGUUAUUGUGGUUUUCUUUUUUUGUUUGUUUGUUUGUUUGUUUGUUUGUUUUAAGGGAAGAAUUGAACACAGAUGCAGGUUGUUCAGGUGUGUGAUUACCUUUAUGUACAAUGACUUCAUUUUCAUUUGUUUGCCUUCGUUGAUUUUUCAUUGUGUGUAUUGCCCACCACUAUAGCCAGUGAUCCACUAAUUGUGAUGAUCCUUAUCAAUGGUACACAAUGCACAGACAAAUAAAGUUUGCAAUGAUUCCUCAUGGA
Meleagris gallopavo (turkey) is the source of this 2868-nucleotide messenger RNA. NCBI's taxonomy places the organism in Eukaryota, Metazoa, Chordata, Aves, Galliformes, Phasianidae. The record is from RefSeq and is a predicted model, not a curated record.